AUGACAACACAACAAACAUUAUGCACAUACCCUUCUUAUUUAUCCGAAUUAUUUUUCAUAUUUCGUUCUCCAAACUCUCCCCCCACUUCGACCUAUUCGCAAUACCCAUGGCCCGAAGAAUUAUUCAUUGAUAGAGAUGGAGAACUUUUUAUUCACAUCCUAACCUUUUUAAGAAAUGGCACUUUACCAUACUCCACCCCAUUAAGCAUUUUACAAAAAUUAGAAUAUGAGGCCAAAUUUUAUGGCAUAAAACCGUUACAAACAUUAAUCUACCAACGUAUACAAAUACAUUCCUCCUCUCCAAAGUUUAAAGUCAUCCCCAUUGAAAGAUUGAGCGAUGAAGAAUGUGAUUUGGAAGAUGAUGACGAGUUCACCACUAGUCCUAGGAUUUGCCUAAAGAGAUCAAAUUUAUCUUAUUGUUCAACUACUUCCUCUUAUGAUAUUCCUCAACAACAGGAUGAUGCGUCCAUAUAUUCUUGUUCUUCCUCCGGGGAUUCAUCCGAAGAAGUUCCUAUCAUUUACAACCCUGGUAAUACAACGUCCAACACUUGUAGCACAGUUACGCCCACCACUUAUACUCGUACUCCAAAAUCUUCCAUUUCCACUUCAAAUUUUACUAUUCACAAAAAUUUGUAUCUAUCUUCCGUUUCUGCUCAACAUUAUGACUACAAACCUGAUUAUGAGAUUAUUUCAAUUACUAAUGCUCCCACCAUAAAUGAUUUGGAAAGUUUGGACCAAUUUCAUGUACCUGAUGAAGAGCUUUACGCCAAAGAUUUGGCUACUUUUGCUGUAUUACAACGCAAAGAUAAAUAG
Molecule: messenger RNA, 813 nt
Organism: Funneliformis caledonium
Lineage: Eukaryota; Fungi; Glomeromycota; Glomeromycetes; Glomerales; Glomeraceae
Source: the annotation of a GenBank genome assembly